AUUGCUCCCAGGUCCUCAGCCGCGACAGCAGGCGCACAGACCUAUUUCUUGGAACUGUAAACCAGUUUUGAGUUAGAGCUGGAAAGGACUCCAGUGGUCAAGUCUAAUUCUGUCAUCUUACAGCUGACAAGCCUGACACCCAGGGGUGACCAUGGCUCCUUGGCCUGAAGUGGGUAACUCCCACUCUGAUCCUAAAAAGUUCAUUGAAGAGACUACCAUCCAACAAUCCAAUGAAAAAGAUAAAGGAAGCUCCAGCAAUAAUGCCCCUUCUCCUGUAAGCAAGAUAGAACUUCUGCCAUCUUACUCAACUAUUGCAUUGAUUGAAGAACCAGUAGCUGAGCAAGACCCAUGGAAGAUGUCUAACGGGAAGGAUACUGAGAUCAAGUGGUCAGAGAAAAACACCACAGAGAAAGUAAUUGCUGUCUUCAGAGCCUUCGGAAAAGUGAUCUUCCUCCUGAUAUUUCUCUACUUCUUUGUAUGUUCCUUGGACAUUCUGAGCAGCGCUUUCCAGUUGGUCGGAGGAAAAAUGGCUGGGGAGAUUUUCCAAGAUGGUUCAGUAUUGGACAAUCCCCUUGCUGGCCUGGUGAUCGGUGUCCUGGUGACCGUCAUGGUGCAGAGUUCCAGCACAUCCUCGUCCAUCGUUGUCAGCAUGGUGUCCUCUUCGUUGCUGACAGUGAAGGCAGCCAUUCCCAUUAUCAUGGGAGCCAAUAUUGGGACUUCAAUCACCAAUACUGUCGUGGCCCUCAUGCAGGCUGGAGACAGGGAGGAAUUUCGAAGGGCUUUUGCUGGAGCCACCGUCCACGAUUUCUUUAACUGGUUGUCAGUGCUGGUGCUGCUGCCCCUGGAGGUGGUCACAGACUACCUCUUUUACCUCACCGAUGCCAUCGUGAGAAGCUUUAAUAUCAGGAGUGGGGAAAAUGCCCCUGAACUCCUGAAAGUCAUCACAGAUCCCUUCACAAAACUCAUUAUCCAGCUGAAUGAAGAUGUCAUAAAUGAAAUUGCUACAGGAAAUGAGGCAGCCAAAAACAAGAGCCUGGUAAAGACUUGGUGUAUAACAUUUAAAAAUGAGACUUUAAGAAACGUCACUGUUCCCUCACCAGAAAAUUGUACCUCUCCCAGUUUCUGCUGGACCAAUGGGAACAUGACCUGGACCCUCAUGAACACAACAUAUGAAGAGAACAUUGCAAAGUGCAAACACACAUUUGUGGAUGUCAACCUCUCUGAUCUGGGCAUUGGGCUCAUUCUUGUGGCCCUCUCCUUGCUGGUCCUGUGCACUUGUUUGAUCAUGAUUGUCAAGGUCCUGAACUCUGUGCUCCAGGGGCAAGUUGCUAUAGUCAUUAAGAAGACCAUCAAUACAGAUUUCCCCUCCCCCUUUGGCUGGCUGACGGGCUACCUCGCCAUUCUUAUUGGAGCCGGGAUGACCUUUAUUGUGCAGAGUAGCUCUGUGUUCACGUCUGCUAUCACUCCUCUGGUUGGCAUCGGAGUGAUCAACCUGGAGAGAGUGUACCCCCUGACCUUGGGCUCCAACAUAGGCACCACCACCACGGCCAUCCUGGCUGCGCUGGCCAGCCCUGGAAGCACUUUGCACAAUUCCCUCCAGAUUUCCCUGUGCCAUUUCUUCUUCAAUGUCUCUGGGAUCAUUCUGUGGUACCCAGUCCCAUUCAUGCGCCUGCCGAUCCGUCUUGCCAGGGCCCUGGGGGAUAUCACGGCCACCUACCGUUGGUUUGCCAUCUUCUACCUCAUGUUCUGCUUUUUAUUGCUUCCACUGGCCGUGUUCGGCCUCUCCCUGGCAGGUUGGCCCAUCUUGGCGGGUGUAGGGGGCCCCAUCAUAUUGGUGGUGUUGAUAGUCCUGAUAAUGCGGGUAAUCCAAGCUCGCUGCCCUCAAAUUCUCCCCAAGAAGUUGCAAACCUGGGACUUCUUGCCCUUGUGGAUGCGCUCCCUCAAACCCUGGGAUGGGCUGGUGUCUCUCAUCACUGGCAAUUGUUGCCAGCUACCGUGCUGCUACUGUUGCCGUGUCUGCUGCCGGGUGUGCUGCCUGCUGUGUGGCUGCCCCCGGUGCUGCCGCUGCAGUAACUGCUGUGACCCACUGGAAGAUGAAGAAAAGGUCAACGAAAUCCCCAUCAAGGUUCCCGAGGUGUAUGAGAACAAGGCAGUCGUAGUGGAGGAGACCCAGUCCGGUUCCAAGAAGCAGGAGGCCCAAGACGUGAAGAACGUCUCUAACUGCACAGCUUUAUAAUAGGACAGGGCUUGGAGAGGAGGAGAAAAGAUUAUUUCUUGUUCUAUGUGCCCUUCUUUCCCCCAAAAUAUGGGUAGAGUAGGGGCAGAUGGCUAGCUAUCUAUUGGAAAAUGGAACCGUGGACAUUUGCUACCCCUACCCUCCACCCCAGAAUCCAAAGCAUUGGCAGGUAGGGCUGGCUCAGCAUUGGCAGAAACUGUGAUCAAACCCUCAUCCUUCCCAGGGCUCCAGUUAUCCCUCACAUGAUUUCUGACUCCCUAAGAGCCCUGGGACAAGAACCACAAGAUGAAUUCUGACUGAGCCAGUUACUUACUCUCUCUCCAGAAACACUAGGGCUACUGACCAACAGGACUUGUUUUAAAGCCCUGAAAACUUUUUUUUAGAAGGAAGAAGCCUAAGGAAAGAUUUCAUUGCUCGAGAAAACCUAGUUAGACUUUUAUUUUUAAAUAAGUGAGUUUGGUUUCUGAGAAGACCUGACUGUAAGUAGGAAAUCAGUCCUUCUGUGGCCCCACAAGACUGGCAGGCAGGGCAGAUCUGGCUGGAGAAGGUGCCAGCUAGUGAUUUAGCCCCCCAGCCCAGACUUACAAAGCCUCAUCUCCAAUCCUGCCACAUGGGGAUGGGGACUUGUAGCAAGGGGAAGGUUGAGGAUUGAGUUUGAGCUCCAGCAAGCUAUGUGGAUCCCUUUCCCUGCUCAGGAGGGGACUGCUGCUGAUCAGCAGCAUGUGCCGGGAUGGCUUCUGGAAAGGCUAGGGAAGAAGGGCUGGCCACCCUUCGGGCUGAUGGCCAUCCUCCUAGCUGAUGGCCAUCCUCCAGGCUGAUGGCUGCCCUCCAGGCUCCUGGCCAUGCAGCCCAGUACCAAAGACCAGUUCCAGAGAGGUGGCUCAGUGUGUGUCCCCGUGCCCCCCGUUUCCCGAUCUUUCCCCCUCAUAGUCUUCACAGCUUCUCCUGGGCAGUCUACACAAGCUGGCCAGAGCCAGGCAAUUUCCAGAACAUGGAAAAGCUGCUUCUGAGGGAAGGUGAUUUAGGGAAGAAGCACAGAGUUGCACGUGUGCUUCUGGAUCUCUUGCCCUUGGAGGGAAAUUAAGGGUGUAGUGUCCCCAGGACAGUUAGCACAGCAGCUUAGGCUGCGCCAUGGGCCAUCCCCAACUGGGAGAGCCCAGAAAUUCGGAUUCAUCGAGGGCAAUGCUGAGAGCUGAUGCCAAGUCCCAGAUGGCCGGAGCGCCUCUGGUGCUAUGGGGAGGUUGGGCAGGAGAUGGUGAAGUCUUUAGGAGCAGGGGAGAGCAGCUCCUCCUCCAUCCUGGGUGCCUGCCGGCCUCUCAUCCUGGCCCUAGGAGAGGAUCUUGAGAUUCUGAGCUAAACUUUGCUUCCUGUCAGCCUGUUAGGGGCUUGUGAGUCAGGGCAUGAAGCUCGGUUCGCCCUCACUCCCAGGGGGGAGCAGAAUAAACUGAGCUGGCCGCAGGAUCAGACCGAAGGUCCUUCCCAUCUUGGACCUUCCAAGAGACCCAGAGUGCCUUGGGAUCCGGGUCUUGUCUGAGCAGAGGGAUUAGCUGAUGGAGCGGCCCCCUAGCCCGUUAGGGUGUGGAUGGUCCUUGAAGGAUUCGGAAGUGACCGGGCUUGCUGGGAGCCCUUCUUUCUGGGUUUUUGCCUCUCUGUGCCCCUUUCACAGGAAGCCAAACCUGCCAGGCCUGCUGAGGGGAGCUUGUGUGGCAGGUGGCCAUGUCCUGGGCAAAAUGUGAAUGUUGAAGGCAUGACCCUCCUCAGACAGCCGGUAGCUAGUCUUUUCUGCAUCCUCAAAGGGUGGCAGUCUGCCUGGACACGAAGUACCUGGUCCUUGUGUAGCUUUAGGAUGACCUGCUAAAGACCAAUCUGGAACCUGGAAUUUCCCCCACCUGCCAGGGAUGAGCUGUGUCCAGACCCUUAAACUCCUGCCUCUUAAAAGAGGCUCAUUGGUGAGCCUGUGAUUGGACAGAGUCCACAUUUCCAGAGGUCAUUGAGUUUGGGCUGUCCAGCCAGCCUUGGUCCCCAAUCUCCUCCUGAUGUACGUGCUCAUGCACAUGGGUGGGGUGAGGGAGCCUGUGUAUUUUGGCAGUCCCAGGGUCCUCUCUUUGCCUUUUGUGGGUCCUUCUAAGAGACAACAAUCUGCACUUCCCUCUCCGCCAGCCAUGUUUGUUCCCUCCAACACUCCUCCAAUAUUCUCAUUUCAUCUCACUUAAGUAGGCUCUUCCAACAAUUUCCCAGCUCCAAAGGGUGAAAGCUGAGGGAAGUUUAGGUUGCCAGAGUAUAAUAGGAAAGGGAAGUACAAGUUGAAGAAGCACAAGUAGCCCAUUCCUCACGUCCUACAUCCCCCCAUUUGGGAUCAUGUGGAUCCUUACCCUGACCUUCCACUAUGUGUCUAACCCUUCAUAAACAGAUACCAAUAUAGUCUCUAUGUAUGGUCACUUCGUUAAUAGCUUUUUCAUGAGUUAGAUUGAAUAUAAUCUGUAUGAUUCUGGUUUUAUAUUGUUCACCUUUGAAAAUAAGAAUGUAUUUAACUAUGAAAUACAUACAUAUAAGUAUACAUAUAAAAAGCCAACAUAAGCAAAAACAUUUGUAUAUUUUGUAAUAUCUUUUAAAUUUGUCCACUGCACACUGUAAAUACAUAUGUUAUGUAUCUUGUAGUCCCACUUGCACUCAGUACGCUUUUUUCUCACUUGGAUUAUUCAUGUGAUCUGUGUACAUGGUAUGAUUUUCACAUUUUUGGAAAUAACAAAACAAUAAAAAUAUAUUCAAGCACAAA
Messenger RNA from Sarcophilus harrisii (Tasmanian devil), 5012 nucleotides. Its product is annotated as sodium-dependent phosphate transport protein 2B. Gene Ontology annotation, biological process: intracellular phosphate ion homeostasis; sodium-dependent phosphate transport. Gene Ontology annotation, molecular function: sodium:phosphate symporter activity. Bases 152 to 2236 code for a protein of 694 amino acids. The transcript is spliced from 14 exons. Gene Ontology annotation, cellular component: brush border; apical plasma membrane; vesicle. The record is from RefSeq and is a predicted model, not a curated record. NCBI's taxonomy places the organism in Eukaryota, Metazoa, Chordata, Mammalia, Dasyuromorphia, Dasyuridae.